AUGUUUUUUGUGAGAUGUGUAGAAUUUGGUAUCAUGAAAAGAAGAGAGCGUAGUUGGAUGUAUGAUAGACUUGAUGGGCGCAAUCUUAAGCCCGACUUUCUCAAGGGGGUUGAAGAGUUCAUUGAGUUUUGCAAAGAGCAUCCAACCUGCAAUGAUGGUGACAAAAUAAGAUGCCCAUUCCCCCUGUGUGAUAAUAGACGUUUCCAUGAUACUGAAACAGUUAGAGUACAUUUGUACAAGAAGGGGUUUGUUCGUAAUUACUAUCAAUGGAUAUGUCAAGGGGAAAGCUUAGUAGAGUCCUCGCGUGUUCAGCCAAAUCCAUAUCGGGAUAUGGUUAUUGAUGCUCUUGGAAAUAAUCAAGAGCAUUUGUUGAAUGAAAAGAGUAAUUCAGUUGAAGAAGAACCAAAUGAUGAAGCUAAGAAGUUUAUUGACCUUCUAAAGGUAGCUGGAGAUCCAUUAUGUGAAGGGAGCAAACUAUCUGUGUUGGAGAUGGCAUCAAGAAUUGCAAGUUUGAAAUGUGAAUUCAACUUACAACACAGGUGUGUGGAUGAGUUUGCAUCUUUGUUCAAUGAUGCGAUUCCAAAUAACAACCAAAUGGGUAGAACUUUCAAUAGCACAAAGAAGGUUCUUGAGGGCUUGGAACUUCCUCAUGAGAGGAUCCACACAUGUCCUAAAGGUUGUUUGCUCUUCUGGAAAGGCGAUGCACAUUUAGAUAAAUGUAGAGUAUGUGGAAGUGAUCGGUAUAAGAAGACUAAAAAGGGCAAGCUUAUUCCAUCAAAAGUUCUAAUCUAUUUUUCAAUCACACCGAGGUUGCAAAGGUUGUAUGCUACCAAGAACAUUUCGGAGGAUAUGACUUGGCAUGCCAAGAAUCCCGGAGUUCAAAACACCUUCGCACAUCCUAGUGAUAGUGAAGCGUGGAAGCACUUGGAUACAACCUUUCCUAAUUUCGCAUCAGAGCCACGAAAUGUCAGGCUUGGUUUGUGCACGGAUGGAUUUGCCCCCCAUGGUAAAUUUGGAUCCCAAUAUUCAUGUUGGCCAGUUAUUCUUACACCAUACAAUUUGCCUCCAUCGAUGUGUAUGAAAAGACCAUUCAUGUUCCUUUCUUUGCUCGUUCCCGGUCCUAAAAAUCCUAAAGGAAACUUGGAUGUGUACAUGCAACCACUCAUUGAAGAGUUGAAACAGUUAUGGGAGGUUGGGGCUAUGACUUAUGACAUCUCAAGCAAGCAGAAUUUGAACCUCCGCGCAGCCAUUUUGUGGACUAUUAGUGAUUUCCCUACAUAUGGCAUGCUAUCUGGAUGGUCCACUGCUGGAAAGAAGGCUUGCCCUUAUUGUAUGGAUAAAAGCAGGUCAUUUUGGCUUGAACAUGGAGGUAAAGUUUCAUGGUUUGAUUGCCAUCGACAAUUCCUUCCACAUGAUCACCCUUUUCGAAAGAAUAAAACAGCUUUCUGCAAAAACAAAGUUGAACAUGGCAUGGGUCCGCAUAUAAUGUGUGGAGAAGAAUUGUGGCAAUGUGUGAAGGACUUGCCAAAAGCAACUGAUGGUCCUGAAGCUCUUAAGAAGUUGAAGAGUGCCAAAAAGGGUUGGUUCAAACAAAGUAUUCUAUGGGAACUCCCAUAUUGGAAGGAUUUGCUUAUUUGUUACAACUUGGAUGUCAUGCACAUUGAAAAGAACUUUUUUGACCAACUCAUAAACACUGUGAUGGAUGUGAAAGGCAGCACCUCGGACACCACUAGUGCAAGGAAAGAUAUGGCUAAGUAUUGUAAACGUCGACAGUUAGAGCUUGAAAAUGGAAAUCAAACCAUGCCCAAAGCACCUUUUUCACCUGACAAGGCUCAAAAGAAGGUGUUAUGUGAAUGGGUCCGAGACUUGAAAUUCCCGGAUGCUUAUGCUUCAAACUUGAGCAGGUGUGUUAAUCUUCAAUCAUGCAAGCUGUAUGGAAUGAAGAGCCACGAUUGUCAUGUCUUCAUGGAGAGGUUGCUUCCGGUUGCUUUGAAGGAGUUGCUUUGA
Spinacia oleracea (spinach) is the source of this 2007-nucleotide messenger RNA. RefSeq lists its product as uncharacterized. The record is from RefSeq and is a predicted model, not a curated record. NCBI's taxonomy places the organism in Eukaryota, Viridiplantae, Streptophyta, Magnoliopsida, Caryophyllales, Amaranthaceae. The coding region runs from base 1 to 2007 and encodes 668 amino acids. The transcript has a single exon.